AUGCGCAAUCUAUGGAAUACCUCGCAUAGCAAAUCCUUCCUCUCAAAUCUCAACAUGGGUCUUGCGACGAACUUUCCCCUGAAGAAUCUAAAUCUUCAUUCGAGGAAAAAUGUAUCUGUUGCGCAUGCAGAUGAAGGAGUUGAGGCUGGGGCUGAGUUUGGGAGAGAUGAGUACCAUGAUUAUAUUCUUCAUGGCGAUCAUACAAACUACUUCAAUCACUCAAACCAGAUGAAUGAUAUCUCAGCCGCAAUCCCAAUGCCCAAAUUAUCCAGUCCCAAUGGCAAACCAGCGAAGCCCUUGCCUUGUCGUGCUGCGGGCGAUUUGGAUACGAAUCCGCUCUCGGGACCAUCAGCACAGCAUGCGGAAUAUCUUAUUUCGAGGGUAGAGGGGCGAUUUAUGGGCCCGGAUACACCGCCGAUGGAAUCGCCUUUUGGGGAGGUAUUGGGUGGGGAGUUGUUGUUUGGGAUUGGGAGGGGAAGUGGGAGAUAUGGUGGUGAGCGGAUGAAGGGGACUUAUGAGGAUGAGAAUGAGGGGAUUGGAGAUAUGAGAGGUACAGGGGAUAGAAAUCAGAGAGGUGUCAAGAGCAGAAGUGGAAGAGGAAGAGGGAAGAUGGUUCCGAAGAAGCAAAAUCAGAAGACCUGGAAAUCUAUACAUCAAUCUUGUAAGGAGAUGCUGGAUAGUAUGCAUCUUUCGAAAUGCGAUGGGGAGGUUACUAAAAUUACAGGACAGGAGAAUGGCAAUAGAUUUGUCGGAGCAGAAAGUUAUAUGGGUAUAUUUAAUGAUGAAGAUGACGAUGAGGGGGAUGAGACCGAGCACGAUAAUAUGGAGAAAUACGAUGAAUCCGAUGUAUUCACCGACAAACACUCCGGUCCCGGCUCCGCUAAAUAUUGGGAAAAUGAUCAACAUCGUCAUAGGUUGAUUCAUACCGAGUCUCAGGAUUCGAUGGUGGAGAUUUAUACUUCUUCGCCUAUUUAUACUUCUCCUUCCUCGUCGUCUUCUUUUUCCCAUUUUGCAUCCAGGAGAAAACAGGGUCAGAAGAAGGCGCAAAUGCAAAUGCAACAUCAACUCGGCAAACAACAACCACAGAAAAAAUCAUCAACUGAGAUUACUCCCGUGUUCUCAUCGAAUUCUGCUCUGAAGAAUAGUAGCAAAAUCGCAGCAAAUUCCAAUUCAGACAACCAACAAGAAUCUUCCGACGAAACUACAAAACUCGAAACCCAAAACCAAGCGAAUCUAGAAAGAGAUGUCGAAGAAAUACUCGAUGAAUUCAUUCUCACACCCAGAAAACCACUCCAAGAAAGUGAUUUCGCCUAUAUGCACAUGCGACCCAAGCCUAAGACGAAUCCCGCUACUACUCCUGAAAACCCACUCAUCACGAUGCCCGAAAAUCGCAAUGAAAAUGGGAAUACAUACCGAUACCGCUAUCCCACCAACAACGACGACGAUAAUGAAGACGCUCGAUCCUCGCUGGACAUGGAAGAUUCCCUCUACGGACGAUGCGAGAAACCCACGCCCAAAUUCAAAUUGCGAAUGGCGCGUGCGGACGCGGAAUAUCCGGAUUUUGCAACGAUGAUGGAUAGGGAUCGAGAUAUGAAUACGGAUACACAUGCAUCUACUCCUACUUCACAAACACAAAUACAAACAGCAGCCUCCUGGUCUUCAAAACACGAGUUUGAUGCCGAUGCGGCACUAGAGGCUUCUCUGUCUUCGUUGUCUCGUCUUCAGUAUGAGUAUCAACUUCAGUGUUUGUCUGGAUCGCAAGGCUCGAUUGUGAGUUAA
Botrytis sinoallii is the source of this 1779-nucleotide messenger RNA. RefSeq lists its product as uncharacterized. Bases 1 to 1779 code for a protein of 592 amino acids. The transcript has a single exon. The record is from RefSeq and is a predicted model, not a curated record. Lineage: Eukaryota; Fungi; Ascomycota; Leotiomycetes; Helotiales; Sclerotiniaceae.